Vanessa atalanta (red admiral) is the source of this 885-nucleotide messenger RNA. Its product is annotated as circadian clock-controlled protein daywake-like. Bases 75 to 791 code for a protein of 238 amino acids. Lineage: Eukaryota; Metazoa; Arthropoda; Insecta; Lepidoptera; Nymphalidae. The transcript is spliced from 5 exons. The record is from RefSeq and is a predicted model, not a curated record.
CGCGUAUAAAGAUCAGAUGCAUCGAUUUUUAACAACAGAAUAUUACUUCAAUCAGUACGAGACGGAGUAAUAAAAUGUUUCUAUCAGUGCCAAUAGUGUUUGUUUGUUUUGCCAGUGGAGUCUUAACAAAUAGUUUAAUAACACCAUGUAAAAUCAGCGACCUUGUCUGUGUUGAUAAAUCUAUAAAAGGAGCGAUACCAAAAAUUCUUGUUGGCAUCCCAGAACUCGGAGUUGAGUCCUCUGAUCCUAUUUUCGUAGAACAAAUAGACGGGAACUUAUCCAUAAUUAAAUAUAAAUUCUUCAACACUACCAUCACUGGAUUUAAGGACUGCGAAAUUUUAAAUUUCAAGUUAAAUGAGGAGCUCACCGCUAUAAAAUAUGACCUGAACUGUCCGAAGAUUAGUUUGAUUGGAAAGUAUGAAGUAAGCGGUCGUCUUAUAGUAUUACCGGUUGAAGGGAGUGGCGAUUUUCAAUUGAUAACAGGAAAAUAUUCAAUACAUGUUGACUCUGAACUGAAAAAAGAUAAAGGAAGUGAUGGAAAAACUCACAUAUCAAUUAAAAACUUCAAACUAAAAUCUAAAGCGCUGUCCCCAAUAAAAUUCGACUUCAGAAACUUGUUCAACGGACAGAAAGAUUUGUCGGAUGCAGUACAUAAGUUUGCCCAUGAGAACUGGUUCGAAGUAGCCGAGCUCGUUCAAGAACCAACAUGGAACGCUUGCAUAAAGAAAGUCACUAACAACAUCAACAAGUAUCUAAAAAAUGUUGCGCUCGAAGACAUUGUACUACACUAAGACGAUUGAUUCAGUAAGAGGUUCCGGUUAAUGGUAGAGGAGGUUACCUAUAUUUUAAAUUAUGUUUAAAUACAAUUAAAGAUUUAUUCGUGUU